UUCUUGCACACAAAAAAAAAAAAAAAAAAAAAAAGCCAUGACUGCUAUCCCACAAUUCAUCUUCCCUGCGCCAUCUUUGUAUUAUUUCUAAUUUAUUUUGGAUGUCAAAAGACAUUGAUGAAGAUAUUUUCUCUGGAGUCUCCUUCCUUUCUCACCCGGCUCUCCCGAUGUGAACCGAGCGGCUCACAAGCCACCGCAGCCACCAACCCACCAUGUCUCGCCGCAAGCAAGGCAAACCCCAGCACUUAAGCAAGCGGGAAUUUUCGCCUGAACCUCUUGAAGCCAUUCUUACUGAUGAUGAACCAGAGCAUGGCACGUUGGGAGCUCCAGAAGGGGAUCAUGACCUCCUUACUUGUGGCCAGUGUCAGAUGAACUUCCCAUUGGGGGACAUUCUUAUUUUUAUUGAGCACAAACGGAAACAAUGCAAUGGCAGUCUCUGCUUAGAGAAGGCUGUGGAUAAGCCACCUUCACCCUCACCAAGUGAGCUGAAAAAAGCAUCCAAUCCUGUGGAGGUUGGCAUCCAGGUCACACCAGAGGAUGACGAUUGUUUAUCAACGUCAUCUAGAGGAAUCUGCCCUAAACAGGAACAUAUAGCAGGUAAAGAUGAGCCCAGCAGCUACACGUGUACAACUUGUAAACAGCCUUUCAACAGUGCAUGGUUUCUCUUGCAACACGCACAGAAUACUCACGGAUUAAGAAUCUACUUAGAAAGCGAACAUGGAAGUCCCCUGACACCGCGGGUUGGUAUCCCAUCAGGACUAGGUGCAGAAUGUCCUUCACAGCCACCACUCCAUGGGAUUCAUAUUGCAGACAAUAAUCCUUUUAACUUGCUAAGAAUACCUGGGUCAGUAUCAAGAGAGGCUUCAGGUCUUGGAGAAGGGCGUUUUCCACCCACACCUCCUUUGUUUAGCCCUCCCCCCAGACAUCAUUUGGAUCCACAUCGCAUAGAACGUCUGGGUGCAGAAGAAAUGGCUCUUGCAACCCAUCACCCUAGUGCCUUUGACAGGGUGCUGCGACUGAACCCCAUGGCUAUGGAGCCACCAGCUAUGGAUUUCUCCAGGAGACUUAGAGAGUUAGCUGGAAACACCUCCAGUCCACCAUUGUCACCAAGCCGGCCCAGCCCUAUGCAAAGGUUACUGCAGCCAUUCCAGCCAGGCAGCAAGCCACCAUUUCUGGCAACACCGCCCCUUCCUCCUCUUCAGUCAGCCCCUCCUCCUUCCCAGCCUCCAAUAAAAUCCAAGUCUUGUGAAUUUUGUGGGAAAACAUUCAAGUUUCAGAGUAAUUUAGUAGUACACCGUAGAAGCCACACUGGAGAAAAACCCUACAAGUGCAGCCUCUGUGACCACGCAUGCACUCAGGCCAGCAAGCUAAAGCGUCACAUGAAAACACACAUGCACAAGUCAUCCCCCAUGACCGUCAAGUCAGAUGACGGGCUCUCCACAGCCAGCUCCCCAGAGCCUGGAACCAGUGAUCUCGUCGGCAGCGCAAGUAGUGCUCUCAAAUCUGUCGUGGCCAAGUUUAAGAGUGAAAAUGACCCCAAUAUGAUUCCGGAAAAUGGGGAUGAGGAAGAAGAAGAGGACGAGGAGGAAGAGGAAGAGGAAGAAGAGGAAGAGGAGGAGGACUUAACUGAAAAUGAAAGGCCAGACUAUGGCUUUGGCAUUAAUCUAGAAGCAGCUCGUCACCACGAAAACAACUCCAGGGUUGGUGAGGAGAACCGUUCUAUGCCAGACGUCAUGCAGGGGAUGGUCUUGAGUUCCAUGCAGCACUUCAGUGAGGCUUUUCACCAGGUCCUCGGAGAGAAACAUAAACGAGGGCACCUGUCUGAAUCUGAGGUACACAGAGACACUUGUGAUGAAGACUCAGUAGCUGGAGAAUCAGAUCGCAUUGACGAUGGCACUGUUAAUGGCAGGGGGUGCUCGCCUGGUGAAUCUGCCUCUGGAGGUUUAUCAAAAAAGCUGCUCUUGGGUAGCCCCAGCUCUCUGAGCCCUUUCUCAAAACGCAUUAAACUUGAGAAAGAGUUUGACCUGCCUGCUACAGCUAUGCCUAACACAGAAAAUGUUUACUCCCAGUGGCUGGCUGGGUAUGCUGCCUCUAGACAGCUAAAAGAUCCAUUCCUCAGCUUUGGAGACUCCAGACAAUCGCCUUUUGCCUCUUCCUCAGAACACUCAUCAGAAAACGGAAGUUUGCGCUUCUCCACGCCUCCAGGGGAGAUGGAUGGAGGGAUCUCAGGCCGCAGCGGCACGGGAAGCGGAGGAAGCACCCCACAUAUUAGUGGCCCAGGCCCUGGAAGGCCUAGCUCAAAAGAGGGCAGACGCAGCGACACUUGUUCGACACACACCCCCACUUGGCGUAGUGCCCAGGGAACUCGUGACGUGUGGCAAUUUUCGGAUGGAAGCUCGAGACCGCUUAAAUUCUGAGAGAAUGUGAAGCACACGGGGAAUGUGCACCAUGUACAUGACAUCUGAAUGUGGUCCGUUAUCUUGCUAGCUUUGCGAUGAUUUCUGACAUUAACUUCAGACGUCACUGUCCGAAGGCAGCGUCCAACAGGCUCCUUCUGCCUGCCUGCAAGACAAUGUUAUAUAUAUUUUUAAUAGAAUAAAAACACUUCUUUUUUUAAAAAAACAAUCCACCAUCAAGGGCUUAUCGAUCAUCAAUGGCUUUGACUGGCUUCCAUGCCAUUGGGAAAAGGCCCUCUUGAGUAUACGUUGAUACAGUGUGGAGAACCCAGCCUGUUGUUCUUAUACAUUACACACCAUCGUUUAAGUGCGGCUAAUAUUACAAAUAGCAUAAAUAAAUAAAUAAAUAAAAGAGGAGGGCCAGGGGGAGACUUGACAUAAUAAAUGUUGGCGCUUUAGGUUUUGUUUGCUCUUUAAUUUUUAAUGCUAACAAGGACCAUGCAGCUGGUAUGACGUUGUAGUACCAUAUCCACUGCAUAAAAUUAACUGUUGAGAUUAAAAAAGAAAACAAAACCCAUAUACAUACAAGAAGUUAUCCAUCUAUAGAUGGCAUACAUUUCAAAGAAAACUAAAAAUGCAAAGCAUUGUUAUUGCAACACUAUAAUUAAUGUAGAACUAGUGUGGUUGUUUAUUAAUGCUGAAGUGUGGGGGGGUCUCCUAACUGUCUAUCUUAUCAUUUGCAAACCACUGAAUAAUGCCUACUGUGUUGUAUUUCUGCUGUUAAAAUAUGUAUUUUCGAGGUUGUGGCGGGGGGGGCGGGGAGGGAAUGAUCCAUAGCAUACUUUAAUUUGUCAUUGUUUGUCCAAAAAGCUAACUGUUUUCAGGAGAAUAAUAAUUUCAUUAUAGUGAUACUGUAAGCUCCAAGAAAAGUUGAACCCCCCCCACAAAAAAACCCUGUGGAUAUUGAUGGCUCUUUGUUACAAUUAUCCCUUAUUUGUGCAAGCAGCCAUAUUCUGGAAAGCAGUUAACCACAUGCUUAUUUUAAGCAUGUGCUCAAAUCCUGUUGGAUCUAAUAAAGCACUUGAACACUUGCUUAACUUUGCGCAUGUGAGUGCUCCUAUUGACUUUCAUAUGACUAUUAGGGACUUAAGUACAUGCGUAUGUAUGUUCCUGAAUUGGGGCCACAGAUUGUACCACUGAAUUCUGUAUAUUCUAUUGAUGACCAUGUGUGAGUAAGAGUUAUAGGAUCAGGCCUAAGUGCUGACGUGAAUCCUUUAUUUGGUUAAGUCCUGAUGCUGCAGGGCAAGCUGUGCCAUUAUCUUAUUCUCAUGUAAAACCACCCUAAAAUUUAUACCAGGUAGAAAUUUACCAUGCAGGGUCUCAGGUCUGGUGUCAAAGUUAUUUAUUUGUAUUUAUUAAUUAUUGUUACUUGCUUUUUUAUUUAUUUUUCAAAGCUGAAUGUGAAAAUUUGGCCAGGCUGCUAUUUUGCUCAUGAAACUGCAAAAUAGAUAAAAUAAUAGCACCUUUUGGUCAUUUAAAAAUAAAUAUAUAAAUGUUAUUUUGUUUGGGAAAGUGGUUAUAGCACAAGCACAGUCACUUUUGUAACAAACUUUUGUAAAGGACUUUAGACUAGUAGUUGCAGAGUGCAUGAGCAUCUGUGCACACCAAUAUUAAUGGAGAUGUGCCAAUAAACUAUCAGUGAUCUGUGGAUUACAGUGUAUAAAUAGGGAUUGAUACAACAGACUAUUACUGCUUCUUCUGAGGUGUUAUGGUUUCUAGGAUCAAUAAUCCAUGUGUUACACGCUCUCUGAUGGCCCCAUUUGGUACACAGUAAUGGCAACUGCGGUGCCACAGAAGCAGGCCACAUAUGCUGUGCUUCUGGUUAAAUUCUGCCAGAAUGCAUGGGGAGCUAAAGUAACUUUGCAUUUAGUCUAGGCAUGUAGAUGCUGGUAACACAGGUAGGGAUUAGGCUGAGUUAUUCCAAUGGCAAAAAUGUCAUGGUUCAGACCUCCUAGUCCACAUUCUGAACUAGUGACAAUGUCUGUGCUGCAGCUGAAUUAGAUCAGAACCAUUAGUAAUACACUUUUCCCAAUAGCAGCCUCUGCUGGGAUCCCUCCAUUCUUCCCUGAGGGACUUUGGCAAGGAGAUUUGUCAAGAGGCAUGGCCCUUACCCCGAAGUCCAAAUGUUAUGACCAAUGUUGAGCAAAUGCAGCUGGUGAAAAUACAGGCAGGAUUAACAUUGAAUAAUGGAUGUAGAUCUCCCUCCCAGUAUGGUAGUAUAGACCAUAGUUGAUCAGACUGUGAUGGGCAGUGUAGCCAUAGCAGAUCAACAGAUCAGAUCAAUCCCUAUACCAUAACUAGGGGUGUCAAAAAAUGGCACCCAUUUUGCUCCAUAUCUGUGCAUUGCUCUGCACCUGUUUACAAGGAGUUUUUUGAGCACUGAAACAGCACGUCCUACAUCUUUGAUUGAUUAUGCCUCAUGUGCAAAGGAGUUAAUUCCCAUCAGCUGCUGGCCUCUCCCAUGGCAGCCUCAGACCAUUUCCUCAUCAGGGUAUGCUAGGCAGCUGCAUUUUCACUGGCAUGGCUGUUUCAGAAUGUGGCAUAUGGGUCAAUUUUACUCCAUUGUGUAGUUGGAGCCUUAUGCAGUGGAGUAACUCUUCUCUUUUCCCUAGAGUACUGAAUUAGGUCCCCAAAAUACAGAUUUACAGAAUGGCUGGUUACAGUUCUAUAUAGCUGUAAACCAUUUAAUCAAUAAUCUGUUUUUAAACAUCCUUCAGUACAUACUUACCUGAAAAACUUCAGAAGAUUUUGUGACUUUUUUACAUGUCACAACAUGCCAAGAGCAGACAAAGCUCAGUUCACAGAUUGUUUCAGGACAUUGUGGAAACACUGGGCCAUAGCCUGUAACUCUCUGUCACAGCACUACAAAUCCAGAGUAGGUCACUUAUUUCACUCUGGAUUUAUACCAGUGUAACUAAGAGCAGAAAGGGGGCCCAUUGCUACCAUUCAAAAUUGGUAGAAGCAGGUGGCUAGCAGGUAUUUUUACCCUAUCUAGGAGGAAUUCAAAUAAGUAGAAGUAACACAAGCAAUGCUCUGAUUGUGUUCUGCCGGGCACAGAGACAAAAGUGAUACAAUACUUUCCUACUGUGUUGAAGGUGAAGUGAAAUUGUUACAUUCUUUUCUUCUUCUUUUUUCAAAUGAAGGAAUUAAAAAAACAUUUAAGAUUUUAAGUCAUUUGCAGAAUUCAUGUGUUGCCUUAAAAUUAUAAAUAUAUGUAACAACUAUGUUGAAAGCUUUAGUAACUCUUAAGAACUGAGCUCAGGGUUCCAUGUUUCACUGCGGGUGCUGAUACCAUAUACAAACACUCCAUACUGGAAUGAAGCACUAGGCUCAUCUUCAGUCUGUGUAAGACCAUCUGUAUUGCAAUCGUGUGCAUUAGGACUAUAUUCUCAGUGGUAUAAAUCGUAGGUGCUCCAUUGAAAUUGGUGUAGCACCACUGAAACCAGUGGAGCCAUGCUGCUUUACACCAGCCGAGCACCUGGCCUGUGGAGCUUUGGACGCCUUGUAAGGACAGUUUUAAUGAUAGUACUUUUUAGGAUGGGAAGUUGACUGUUGGGCUAGCCUGCCCAGAAUCCUUGGCUGGGUCUGUGUAUGAAGAGUGGGGAAAAUAAUGUACAGCAGCUUGUUAGCAGAAAAGCUCAAGGUUGCUUUGUUUUCUUGACAAGAAAAAAAUCUCACAUAUUAGAAAUGCACAAUAUACUGCACAAUCAGCUCUUUCAGGAGAAACACAGAACCUUGAACUCAGGUCCUGAGCUGUAAGUUAAAGAUUACAUGAUUUUCAAGUACUUUGUAUUAAAAUGUAUUCAUAAUUUUAAAGUCUGCACAUAUCUACUGUUAAAAGAUUUAGGAUGUUAAACAAUUUUUGUAUUUAUUUUAGAAGUGCUGCAGUUCACUUUUAAGAACCAAAUUUAAAAGCUCUUUUUGUUACUCAAUCCAACAUACUGUAAUGGUCUGAAAUGAGCAAGAUAUGCGGAAAUUAGACAGUUUAGCUUUGGUUUUAGUUUGAAAAGCUUCUUUCAAUGUGCAAGCAUUUUGUCUGUGCUGUAUUUUAUUUUUAAAGACAGUCUCAUGAUAAUAAAAUGCAGAAAGGUUAA
Chrysemys picta bellii (western painted turtle) is the source of this 6550-nucleotide messenger RNA. RefSeq names its product BCL11 transcription factor A (gene BCL11A). Gene Ontology annotation, molecular function: RNA polymerase II cis-regulatory region sequence-specific DNA binding; DNA-binding transcription factor activity. The record is from RefSeq and is a predicted model, not a curated record. Lineage: Eukaryota; Metazoa; Chordata; Testudines; Emydidae. Gene Ontology annotation, cellular component: nucleus. Gene Ontology annotation, biological process: negative regulation of dendrite development; regulation of transcription by RNA polymerase II.